Globicephala melas (long-finned pilot whale) is the source of this 1566-nucleotide messenger RNA. It is a transcript of the gene C6H9orf78, whose product is annotated as chromosome 6 C9orf78 homolog. Gene Ontology annotation, biological process: mRNA splicing, via spliceosome. The record is from RefSeq and is a predicted model, not a curated record. Gene Ontology annotation, cellular component: spliceosomal complex. NCBI's taxonomy places the organism in Eukaryota, Metazoa, Chordata, Mammalia, Artiodactyla, Delphinidae.
UUGGGGCCGGACCGAGCCUGGCCGGGCCGGGUAGGGGCCGGCGCUCUGAUCUCACUGCUGAGCGCCGGAAGUAUCCUAGAUCUCAGCGCAGGGGCUCGGCGGCUAGACCGCGGGGCUGGCGCGACCAUGCCGGUCACCGGGAAGACUUUCCGCCGGCGCCGGGCCGACUCGGAGUCGGAGGAAGAUGAGCAGGACUCAGAGGAAGUUCGAUUAAAACUGGAAGAGACCCGAGAGGUGCAGAACUUGAGGAAGAGGCCCAACGGGGUGAGUGCUGUAGCCCUGCUGGUGGGAGAGAAGGUACAAGAAGAGACCACUCUAGUGGAUGAUCCCUUUCAGAUGAAGACAGGUGGGAUGGUAGACAUGAAGAAACUAAAGGAAAGGGGCAAAGAUAAGAUCAGUGAAGAGGAAGACCUCCAUCUGGGGACGUCAUUUUCUGCAGAAACCAACCGAAGGGACGAGGACGCUGACAUGAUGAAGUACAUUGAGACGGAGCUGAAGAAGCGGAAAGGGAUCGUGGAACACGAGGAACAGAAAGUUAAGCCAAAGAAUGCAGAGGACUGCCUUUACGAACUGCCGGAAAACAUCCGGGUUUCCUCAGCAAAGAAGACUGAGGAGAUGCUGUCCAACCAGAUGCUGAGCGGCAUCCCGGAGGUGGACCUCGGCAUCGAUGCUAAAAUAAAAAAUAUCAUUUCCACGGAGGAUGCCAAGGCCCGUCUGCUGGCAGAGCAGCAGAACAAGAAGAAAGACAGUGAGACAUCCUUUGUGCCCACCAACAUGGCUGUGAAUUACGUGCAGCACAACCGAUUUUAUCACGAGGAGCUCAAUGCUCCCAUACGGAGAAACAAAGAAGAGCCCAAAGCCCGACCGUUGAGAGUGGGCGACACAGAGAAGCCGGAGCCUGAGCGGUCCCCUCCCAACCGCAAGCGUCCUGCCAACGAGAAGGCCACAGAUGACUAUCACUACGAGAAGUUCAAGAAGAUGAACAGGCGGUACUGAGGGAGGCUAAAGGGGAGAGGUGCAAAGUGGGGUAUAAACAGUGUCGUUCACUCCCUUUAUUCCCCCUGAUAAAAGGCUUCCUGGACAGAAGCCUGCUCAUUGGCUAGCAGACAGUUCCCAAAACAGACUCUAUCCGUCCUGCUGCUUACCUGCUGGAUUUCUCAGGCACUGAAUUUGUAACCUUUUGGAACAAUGUGUAGUUUUCCUCUUUGGGGACAAACUCUAUUCUUGAGAGCAUUAUUAAAUCUCGUUUGUAAAUACGUUGACUUUCUCCUAAUAUUUGCCCUGGGUCAGGAGGAAACAGUUGUGUGUUUCAGGGUGAGAUAAUACCCUUUCGAUUGUGGUUUUAUUAUUAUUAUAUAUGCAAUCAUGUCUCCUGUUUUCAAGUAUCUGGAGUGGGGUUCAGAAAUGCAUCCGUCACUGUUUACAGUGGAUCCAGCUGACAGCAGAAAAAUCUAGCUUGAGAUCAAAGGAACACUGGUAUUUUCUGACUUUUACAAAGUUAUCUGUUUCUUUUCAUUAUGAAAGAAAAAACAAUUUCUAUCACUUAAGUAUUAAAUAUGAAAUGGA